AUGGCUGUUACGGACGGGGCGGCCGUCUGUAGGAGCGGAUUCCUCGAGAUGCAUCAGCUUAUACUGCUAGGACGCGUUGUGAAGGGGCGUGAUCGUUCCGUUCACGUGAAUAAUCUAGGCCGCGGGUCGUUUGGUCCGGUCUCGGGCGUUUCGGGCCGGGCGAAUCGGAAGCGCUUUUGCACAGCUUCUGAUUCGCGCGAGUACGUCGAGAUCAGCUAUCUGCUCGUCGUGAGGGGGCUGGGCCAGUACCUGGGGAUGUCGUAUUCGCAGUACAGCAGUGUGGAAUCACUUAGUCGGUUGUCGGGCUACGAGGUCGUCGCCAUUGUGAUCAUGAUCGAGUACGACGUUCAGCCGGCUCGUCGGGAGGGUCCCAAGACCCGCCAAGACCGCCAGAAGGGUCUUUCCGUUACCCUUAAGCGGUUCAGGGUGUUCGGAGAGCAGGUCAUCUGCAGCUAG
Rhodofomes roseus is the source of this 456-nucleotide messenger RNA. RefSeq lists its product as uncharacterized. Bases 1 to 456 code for a protein of 151 amino acids. The transcript is spliced from 2 exons. The record is from RefSeq and is a predicted model, not a curated record. Lineage: Eukaryota; Fungi; Basidiomycota; Agaricomycetes; Polyporales; Fomitopsidaceae.